Cimex lectularius (bed bug) is the source of this 1264-nucleotide messenger RNA. RefSeq lists its product as uncharacterized. Gene Ontology annotation, biological process: positive regulation of voltage-gated potassium channel activity; sleep; regulation of synaptic transmission, cholinergic. The transcript has 6 exons. The record is from RefSeq and is a predicted model, not a curated record. Lineage: Eukaryota; Metazoa; Arthropoda; Insecta; Hemiptera; Cimicidae. The coding region runs from base 435 to 794 and encodes 119 amino acids.
CAAGCGCAUAUAUAUUCCACCCCCACGGGAGUGACAUCUCCAAUGCCGUUAGAACAACCCCUUCGUCUGUAGGGUCUCAACUCGAAGUGUCUUAUAUCUGUGCCUUUCCGUAUACGGACAACGAAUGUUAGGCCUUGUUAUCAACCUCGAUCCUUUUCUCUUUUCUUUGUUUUUUUAAAUUUGUUUCAAUCGUCUUAAAAUAUGGGAUAUUGUUGUUCUUCGGAUAGUACAUGCAUAAAUUAGAACUUAAGUAAAUGCACUUUUCGAGUAGAGUACCAAUUUCGAAAAUAUGGCCAUUUUCUAUUAAUAUUCAGUUAGACAUAAAUGGCAAAUUCAUUCUAAAAUAAACAUUGAAAUGAUAGAAAAAAUCAAAUGAAUGAAGGCAGUUUUAAAACUGAAAGGACCAAAUUAAAGUUUUCAUUAUACAAAACAAUAUGCACAAACAAUUUUUGUUGUUUGGAAUCUUAAUAUUUGUAUUGGCUACAAACCUCGAUCCAGGUGUGGCGAUAGAAUGCUUCAAAUGUGUCUCGCUCAACGGAAAUUAUAAGGCCUGCGAUGAUCCGUUUCACAACAAUUACACGCUAGAGAUUCUUGAAUCACCAUGUUUAGGAGGGAGGAAAGGAAGGAAUGGACUUUUCCCAGCUACAGCUUGUAUAAAACUGAGUGGAGUUUAUGAUGACAAUGGAGACACAAUAACAAUUCGAGGAUGUGCACUGGAUAGCGGGACACUGACUACUGACACAGAAAUUAUUAGAAUGUCCCACUGUGGUGGAUUUUAUUUUGAGGAUAGAUAGGCCACAUUUUUGCAUGUAUUAUCCCCUAACGCCCAGAUAGAAGCUCAGGUAUUCUUGAGGUUAGACCUUCGACCACUAAGGGGUGUAAGACUUUUUAAUUGGAAAAACACAAAAAUAAGAAACUCAAGGUAAUUAAAAUGAAUAUCAUUCUCAUAUAUUCUCAACUUAACCGAAAUAUCCCCAAUCAUCCAUAACACUAACUCAACAAUCUCUAAACUAACCUAAACAUUCCUAACUUAACCAAACAUCCAUUACCCUGACGCCUAACCUUAAUGUUCCUGACAUAACAUAUCCCAAGCACUCCUCAGAAAUGCAAACUCAAUUAUGCAAAAAAAAUGCGUAUGCAGGCCACAAAAAUCUACAUUAAUAUUUAUUACAUUGCUCCUUGAACAAUGAUAAACAUACUUGACACACUGAACAACAUAAAUUAUGAAAAUCUCAUCAGAACUAUAUAAAAUGAAGUUACCGUU